This is a messenger RNA of Sporothrix brasiliensis 5110, 492 nucleotides long. Its product is annotated as small subunit ribosomal protein S8. Gene Ontology annotation, biological process: translation. The transcript has a single exon. The record is from RefSeq and is a predicted model, not a curated record. Gene Ontology annotation, cellular component: mitochondrion; ribosome. Gene Ontology annotation, molecular function: structural constituent of ribosome. The coding region runs from base 1 to 492 and encodes 163 amino acids. Lineage: Eukaryota; Fungi; Ascomycota; Sordariomycetes; Ophiostomatales; Ophiostomataceae.
AUGGGUAUCCUCCACAUCGCCCACACCUGCUCGCAUCUGCAGAACGCGUCCCGCGCCCGGCUCGGCCUGACGUCGAUUGCCAACAACAAGUACAACCUGCGGUUCGUGCUGGCACUGCACCGCGCAGGAUUCCUGUCGUCCGUCACACGCGCAGGGCCCACGCCGCCGGACCCGGCCGCGAUCCUGACCGGCACGCACGUGGAAGAGGUGGUGACGUCGGCCAACGUUGCGUCGCGGCGGCUGUGGCUGGGGCUCAAGUACUGGAACAACGAGCCGGUGCUGCAGAAGCUCAAGCUGUACUCGAAGCCAUCGCGGCUGGUGUGGAUGUCGCUGGAGGACCUGGAAACGGUGACGCGCGGGUUCCCCAAGGGCAUGGUCAAGGGCCUCUCGUUGGGCGAGUGUUUAUUUGUGAGCACAGACCGGGGCAUCCUCGAGGUGCGCGAGGCGCUCGAAAAAAAGGUCGGCGGUCAGGUUCUGUGCGUUGCAUCAUAA